AUGAAACAACAUCUUCAAACAAAACAUGGAAUUUUAUCACCAGAUGAUCUUCAAUUGAAUUCUAAUGAAGAAAUUCAAAUACAUAUCGAUAAAAUGAUUAGAAAAGUAACUCCAUAUUGUGUACCUAAACAAGUAGAAUUAAAACAAGUUACAGCUGAAUGGUUAGUUACAGAUUCCUUACCAUUUAAUGUUGUUCAUAGAAAAGGAUAUAAAAAAAUGAUACAAAGAUUUGAUCCUGCAUUUAUUUUGCCAAAUAAUAAAGGUAUUAAAAAAGAUCUUACAAUUGCUUAUCAAAAAAGCAUUUUAGCACUUAAGAAUGGAAUUCAGUAUACCACUCUUUUAGUUAUUAAUUCAAGUAUCGAAGCAUUAAAAUUUGAAUUUGCUGAUAGUAGUACAUUAACACUAGAAGAAUUAAAUAAAAUUAUUAAUGAAAAUAAAAUUAAUAUUAAUGAAG
Messenger RNA from Funneliformis geosporum, 454 nucleotides. The record is from the annotation of a GenBank genome assembly. Lineage: Eukaryota; Fungi; Glomeromycota; Glomeromycetes; Glomerales; Glomeraceae.